Acanthoscelides obtectus is the source of this 2328-nucleotide messenger RNA. The record is from the annotation of a GenBank genome assembly. NCBI's taxonomy places the organism in Eukaryota, Metazoa, Arthropoda, Insecta, Coleoptera, Chrysomelidae.
UUCCUUAAGUCUGUGUCUAUAGAUUGUGUUAUCAGAUAAUAACAUAUGCUAUAAAAUGGGUGAGCAAUGGUAUAAAAUAUCGGAAUAUCUUGAGCAGCUUUAGUAGGAGAAAGUAUUCUCCGAUAUUAAAAAAUGCUGCUCCAAGUACUUGUGGUGGCUUUGGGUGUCGUCACCGCAACUCAUCGAGAUGAGUGUCGUGGAAUGUUACCUGCUCCAACAGAAAAUUGCAACGAGUACAUUUUGCACCACAAUGGCAAACCCUUCGUCAACGAGUGUCCGGAAGGACUUCUUUUUGACAAGAACAGGUUGAUUUGCGAUUUGCCUGAAAAUACGGAGUGUUUGAAGCCUAACGAAUGCAUCAAACAUGGAAUUGAGUGUAAAAGUGACAGUGGUCACCCAGUCUUCCGACCACACCCCAAUUGCACUCAAUUUUGCGAGUGUUCUAACGGAAUUCCAUACGUGCGUAAUUGCCCUAGCAACCUUCACUGGAAUCCAACUUUGAACGCAUGUGACUGGCCUGAACAUGCUGGGUGUGCUGCUGCCAGACAGAACACCACAAGAACAACUGCAAGCGCUUACACCACUUCUCAUCAAAACGUGACUACUUCCAGUCAAAACACCACUACUUCUGCUCCGAGAACCACUAGCCAAAAUGCUACAAGAAUCACUACUUCUCAUCCUCAUACCACUAGUCAGAAUACCACAAGAACCACUAUACCUGCGUCCUCUACAACUAGGCAACAAAGUCCAAGAACUACUUCUUCUCCCAAUACUACUAGUCACGUCACGAGAAGAAGUAGUGAAGCUUCUGAAACGACCACACCAAGUGAGGACCAAAUUGGAACCGAGAUAUGUCUAAAAGAAGGUGUUGUGUGCCAUUGGAACGAACCUGCCUACCAAGCAAUCUCGGACUGUUCCAAAUUCUGUCAGUGUGCUAACGGAAGGCCUUUCUUGAAAAUCUGUCCUGGAGGACUUCACUUCAAUUCUAUAAUUAACGUUUGUGAUUGGCCAAGUCAAGCUGGUUGUGACACCAAUCGUACUACUACAGAAAAAGCUACAACGGAUCGUUUCGAUGACAAAGGAACAGAGGUCAAUGCGUGUCAUAAAGAACAUAUUAGUAAGUUGAAAAUGUUUUGUCAACUUGAGUUUCUUCACUUCAUAUAGGUAUAUGGAUAUCAUACCCGAUUUAUUCAGAAGACAAGAAAACUUGACUCAUGUAUUUGGGGUGCUGCCGCACCAACUACAUUAUGUUGUUUAGAGGAGGACUGUGUUGUCUUACAGAGAACCCCUUUAACGGACUGUCUCGGGACCUUUUUGCACUGACGGGCCGACAGCAAUCUGGCUGUCUUCUACCGCUAUGUCAGCGGGCUUUGCUAUUCAGCGCUCUCCUCCACUUGAGCUUGCUUUUAGUAAAAUUGAGGCGGAGAUACAUGGAACAGUGCGUUAUAAAUUAUUCUGAUAGUGUUUUUGGCGUAUCUUUAACGUUGUCUAAAACUUAAAAUAUAAUAUCCAGCAAUUCAUAAACAAUUCUGACGUAGCUUGAUUACUCAUGCAACUCUUACCGUAUGCCGUAGCAAUGCGAGUCUGACGAUUAUUUAGGACCUAUCAAACUGUUGUUUAAUAACUGAAUAGAAUAAUUUAACACCAAUAACUUACUUUUCAUUCUGAUGGAACUAUAUGUAUUUCUGGCAAGAUUAAACCACGUAUGUUGACGUUUCGGCCAGUACCGUAGCCUUUUUCAAAGUAUUUUUUCAGAAAAAUAAUGAAAAAUACCAAAUUUCUGCAUAUGGAGUUUCAUUUGGUCAGAAAGACAUAGAGUUUUAUCUAGAAUAGAAAUCGUUUUUUUGCUUGUGUGUUUCGUAAAAAAGUAUUCAAAACUCAUACAUUUAAACCUUCUGAUCUAUUCUCUAGUAGAGCCACAUCCAAUAUGAAUUGAUUACCAUACACUUCACGUUAAACUGUCAACGUUACGUUACAUUAUAAUUUAUAGAAGCCCCACCAAAUAGUUGAAACACAGGAAAUAUACCUUUUGAUGCAAAAUAUAUUCAUAAUCCUUGAAAAAAAAAUGAUGGGAAAUACCCCGUUGCCGUGGCCUUACAGAAAUCUCAAGUUUAAUUUGAAUGCAGAUAACUCAAUUCUGUGUCCCGGAUUAGUAAAAUCGGGCCUAAAAGAAACAAUUUUUGAUGGAAAGGUUUUAAUAACAAGUGUUUCUAGAAGACUUGAAAGAGUACAAUUAAUAUUUGUAUCCUUCCACAGUAUGAGCAUUAUUUUGAUUUCCAGAAUGUCCUGUUGUCGACCCAAGAACACCAGUAUACCGUGCAGUCUCAG